AUGAAGAAUUUGCAUUGGUUGAAAGAGUUUUCUAACAAUGUGAGGACAGGUAGAAGACUUUCACUAGGUGAAUACAAAAGAGCUGUGUCUUGGUCUAAGUAUUUAGUUUCUUCUGGAGCAGCUAUUAAGGGAAAUGAAAAAGAUGAUUGGAAUGCUGAUUUGUCUCAGUUGUUUAUUGGUUCCAAAUUUGAUUCUGGGAGACAUAGCAGGAUCUAUAGAGGUUUAUACAAGAACAUUGAUGUGGCUAUUAAGCUUGUGAGUCAACCUGAGGAGGAUGAGGAAUUGGCUGCUUUGCUUGAGAGACAAUUUACUUCUGAGGUUGCUUUGUUGUUUCGAUUGCGCCAUCCCAAUAUUAUUACUUUUGUUGGAGCAUGCAAGAAACCACCAGUGUUCUGUAUAAUCACUGAAUAUAUGGCUGGAGGCUCAUUGAGAAAGUACCUACAACAACAAGGACCGCAUUCAGUUCCUCCGAAAGUGGUUCUUGAGUUAGCCCUUGAUAUUGCAAGGGGGAUGCAAUAUCUUCAUUCUCAAGGAAUACUUCAUAGGGAUCUCAAAUCAGAAAAUCUGCUGUUGGAUGAAGAUAUGUGUGUAAAAGUGGCCGAUUUUGGGAUCUCGUGCUUAGAAUCUCAAACCGGUAGCACAAAAGGAUUCACUGGAACUUACCGUUGGAUGGCGCCUGAAAUGAUCAGAGAAAAGCGUCAUACAAAGAAAGUAGAUGUCUACAGUUUUGCCAUAGUUCUAUGGGAGCUAAUAACAGGACUCACACCAUUUGAUAACAUGACACCAGAACAGGCAGCAUAUGCAGUAACUCACAAGAAUGCAAGGCCUCCAUUACCAUCUGAUUGUCCAAUGGCAUUUAGUCAUCUGAUAAAGAAGUGUUGGUCAAGCAAUCCAAAUAAACGGCCACAUUUUGUUGAGAUAGUCUCAAAUUUGGAGAGAUAUACAGAUUCACUCGAGCAGGAUCCUGAAUUUUUCUCUACCUACAAACCAAGUCCUAGUAAUGUACUUGUGAAGUGCUUACCAAAUUGUAAUGCUGGCUUAGAAGUUAGGACUCUCUUUUAA
Molecule: messenger RNA, 1062 nt
Organism: Vicia faba (fava bean)
Lineage: Eukaryota; Viridiplantae; Streptophyta; Magnoliopsida; Fabales; Fabaceae
Source: the annotation of a GenBank genome assembly